Brassicogethes aeneus is the source of this 6572-nucleotide messenger RNA. NCBI's taxonomy places the organism in Eukaryota, Metazoa, Arthropoda, Insecta, Coleoptera, Nitidulidae. The record is from the annotation of a GenBank genome assembly.
GCUUGGAGGGGCAAGAGGGGCCAAUUUGAGGUAAAAAUUGGCAUGGCCGACCGUUAAUAGAAAGAGGAUGAAAAUAUAGAAGUGUGAUAAAGUUAUUGUGAUUUGUGACAUUUUUAUGAUAUUGAAAUAAUCAGUUAAACAGAUGAAAGUAGUGAAUCGUAUUGUGAUAUCGGUGGAGUUUAAAGAAUAUUCUGUGUGGACAGGUAGUUUUAGCGGUUAAACUGAAAUCAUGAAAAGGAGAAGAAACUACUUUGACCCAGGAAGAUAUCUAUAAUCUUAACUCAUAAGUGUAAACAUGAAGUGUGUUAUAUUGAUUUCUAAUUAAUUGAGGUGCUGAACUUAAUUUUUAAAAAUGUCUUUUUUCAACAAUAUCAAAAAAGUGCUCCACUUUGGUGGAAACGACGCAAAAAAGAAAAAAGUAUACAACAAUGUGCGUAUGGAUGCAGAUCCAGAAGAAUUCUGGGAUAUGAUUGGUGAACUGGGUGAUGGUGCUUAUGGUAAAGUCUAUAAGGCCCAACACAAACACACAGGACAUUUGGCAGCUGCCAAAAUGUGCAGAUUGGAUGAAGAGGAUGAUCUCUCCGACUUCAUGGUGGAAAUCGAUAUAUUAACAGAAUUCAAGCAUCCAAAUGUUGUGGAGCUACAUGAAGCUUUUCAGAAGGACCAACAAUUGUGGUUAUUAAUUGAGUAUUGUGAUGGUGGAGCAUUGGACAGUAUUAUGACUGAGUUAGAGAAACCCUUAAAUGAAUUACAAAUUGCCUAUGUGUGCCAAAAUAUGUGCAAAGGUUUGCAGUUCCUUCACAGAUCACAUGUCAUCCAUAGGGACUUGAAGGCUGGAAAUGUUCUACUUACUAUGUCUGGAGGGGUUAAAUUGGCCGAUUUUGGCGUGUCUGCCAAAAACAAGAACACGCUGCAGAAGCACGACACGUUCAUCGGCACCCCGUAUUGGAUGGCGCCCGAGGUUGUUUUGUGCGAAACGUUUCGCGACAAUCCCUACGACUACAAAGUCGACAUCUGGUCGAUGGGCAUCACUCUGAUUGAGCUGGCUCAAACGGAACCGCCUAAUCACGAAAUGUCCCCUCUAAGAGUCCUACUUAAAAUUCAAAAAUCCGAACCUCCCAAGCUAGAACAGCCCUCCAAAUGGUCUAAGGAAUUUAUCGACUUCAUAGCAAAAGCUUUAAUAAAAGACCCGCAAAGGCGACCGACCUGUGAUGAUCUACUUAAGCAUCCCUUUAUAAAUUGUACGUUAGAUUCAAAACCGAUUCGAGAUCUGCUUCUAGAGUAUAAGGCUGAAGUUGUGGAAGAAGAAUUGACUGACGACGACCCAGAGGACAAUCGCACCUCUCAAGCUCCUCUGGACAUAGAAGAUGACUCUACUUCAGUUAGGAGCAAUGAAGUUGAUAGCAAGGCAAGUGAACCUGAAAGGUUAAGUUUAGAAAAAGAUGACACUAUUAAACCCAAGCCUUCAACUGACGAAACUACAGAACCCCUAAGUGGAACAGAAGAGAAAAAGGUUGAGAAGAAAGAGGAGGUGCAUAGAAAAACGUCGCGUGACAAAGGACCGGCUCCUCUGCCGCCGUUGCAGACCCAACUGUCGAGCGGUUCAAAUGAAAAAGAAAAAGGUCCGGCGCCACCGCCACCGGUGGUCGCCGCCGCCGUAGUUGUCCCCGCGCUUCCCACGCCGCCAUCCUCACCGAUUAGUCCGCCGCCGACGCCGCCUCAACAAUCUAGUCCGAAACCUGCCGCGCUCGAAAAGAAACAAGAGGAAAAACCGCGGGACGCGACGGACGAAGUGAGAUCCUCAUCCAGGAUAAGGGAGAUCAAGCAGGCUUUGGAAAAGCAAUUGACGAGGCAAAAUUCGACCGAAGAAAAGGAAAGUGUGACAAUAAGCUCAUCGCAUACUACGACGCCCGAAGAAAGCUUGAGUUUGAUUGUUGUGUCGACGCCAACUGCCGAAAGACAGACUAAACUAAAUACGUCCACGAUUACGAUCAAUUCCGAUCCUGGUGAUCCGUCAAAUAGUCUUGCAUCCAACAUAAGUCAGGUGACUGUGGUAACAACGCAUCCACCAGUCUUAAUCGAUAACACGCAGUGCUUGUCCAGAACCUCGUCCGCAUCACCGUCAAACAACAGUGCGAACGAAGUGGUCAUUCUUUCGAACUCCACCAACAAAACGCAUUUGGAAUCGUCCGAUGAUGAGUUCUGUCCGUCUCCGGAUUCCCUCGACUAUCCGCCUCCAAGCGAGUUCCGCGACAAUCCGCCGAAAGUCAAGAAACUCGACGAAAGCGAAGUGCUAAUCGUCGAUUCGAAUCCGCCGUACGUCGUCAACGACUCCGGGUUGGACAUAUCGGACGACAAUUCCGGAUUACUGGACACCAGUCACGUAUCUGUAGUGAAAAUUGGCGCGGAAAAGGUGCAAGUAAAGGACUCUACGUCAUACAACUUCCGCAGUUCCACCAGCGAUCUAUCGAACACCUCCUCGGGUAAAAGUGGCAGCACAAAGAGCGAUUUCGGAGACGAAAUCAGAGGCAACAUGAUCAUUUUGGACUCUGUCCAGGAUAACUUUAACAACAAACACAAAACGAAUGGCCAAGUGAUACAUUCCGGAGGUAGCGGAGAGGAAAUAUGCAGGAAGAGCCUUAAUGGUAAGAUUUAUCCGGAUAGCUUUGAAUCGGCGAUGUCUGAUAGAUCGCACAGCGAUUGCGGCUCGGUGCGCAGUACGGAUUCACACAGGAGGCCGCGUUCGGGCGCCAAAAGCGUCGAGCAGCAAUCCGAUGUGGAAAGCAUAUCGAUCGCGAGCCACGAGAGCCACGGCAGCACCGGCAAAACCACGAAGAACGAACUGGAAGAAACGGAAGAUAACGUUGUCGUGUUGCGCAAAGCCCCGAAAUCCAAAAUUGACGCAACAGCUGCCAUGAAUAGGAAAACCCGAAAACGCACAAGACGCUUCGAGAAGGACGGCAUAAUGAUUACGACAACGACAUACAAGGUCAUUUGCGACGAAGAAAACUACAACGGAACCGAUCGUAAAUUGGAAUUGCGGGAGCUGAAAUACCUGCAGAAGCAAGAACAAAAACAAUUUCAAGAUUUAACCAGCAAGGAGAGCAUCUCGCUCGACCAACAAGAAAGGAAAUUCGAACAAGAAAAACUUCAACUCGACAGGACGUUCGAAAACGAUUUGGAGAGCCUGAGCCGGCAACAGCGGCUACAAAUCGAACGGUCCGAGGCCCAACAAGACGGCGAUCUGCGUGCAACCUCGAAGAGAAUUCGCGCGGAUCAAGAACGCGAGCUGAAACAGUUCCGCGACACCCUGAAACAGGAGCUUCGAUUGCUCAAAGCCGAAGUGGACAUGUUGCCGAAAGAGCGACGAAAGAACGAGUUCAAGAUUCGCAAAGAGAAAAUGGAGCAGGAACACGCGGAAAAAGAGAAGGCGUUCGUCGACAAGCUCAACGAAACGCACGAGAGCACUUUGCGUCGGCUUAGCGACAGUCACAGAGAAAAGAUGGCGCUGAUGGAGCGGCAAUUCCUGCAGCAGAAACAACAGUUGACGAGAUCGCGCGAAGCUGCACUCUGGGAAAUCGAGGAGAAGCAAAUUCAUGAGAAGCAUCAACUGAUGAAGCGACAAAUCAAGGAGAUAUUUAUUCUACAAAGACAUCAAAUGCUUACAAGGCACGAAAAAGAAAAAGAGCAGAUUAAACGACGAGCGGUUAGAAAGGAAGAGGACUUGCUUAAGAAGCAAGCCACUGAACGAAGGUCGCUACCCAAGAGAAUCAGGCAGGAGAUGAAAGCCAGGGAACUUAUGUUUAGAGAAUCAUUGAGGAUUUCCGUGGCUGUUAGUAAUGAUCCUGAUGCUGAGAAGAACAAAUUCAAAGAGUUCCAAGAAAACGAGAAAAAGCGGUAUCAAGCCGAACAGCGAAGGUUCGAACUCAAGCAUCAAAGACAGUUAGAGGAGUUGAGAGCUUUAAGCGAUGCGACAAUCAAAGAAUUGGAACAGUUGCAAAAUGAAAAGCGGAAAAUGCUUUUGGAACACGAAACUUUAAAAUUAAAGCAACGCGACGAGGCUUUCACCAAGGAUUUGAGAGAGUGGAAGGCUAAACUUAAACCAAGAAAACAGAAGCUCGAAGAGGACGUGAAAAAAAUAAUGCACCGAGCGAAGUACCUGCGUAUACAAAUCGAACCGCCCGGCUCGUCUUCCACAGAUAACGAUAACGAGGAUUCCUUUCCCUAUUCCACCUCCUCUGUCCCCUCGAGUCCUUUUAUGUCCGACCGCCGUAAAACCUACGGCUGGGGACAUCAAAGAAACUGGAGCACCACAAUUUUGGCCCUUUCGCCUGAUUCUCAUCAAGAUUCCAACGCUUAGUUUUUCGUUUUGUUUUUUGUUUGUCCUCUCUCACUUUUUUGUUUUGUUGUUUAUUUCACUUGCACUCUUCCAUCCUGUAUUAUACACAAUACUGACUAACAGAAAUUGGAGGAAACUUUUGCGCUCCAACUGGAAGAGCAAGAACGGGUGUAUGGACCGGUGACCCCGUUGCCAUUGCCGGCAGAUCUUUCUGACUUGAGUCCGGAGCACUGCAGAAUCGGCAUGGGUUCGACCAGAAGCAGUUUGUCUUCUGUUUCAGAAGGUUGACAGGCCUCAACUGUUUAAAUGUGUGGUACAAGGAGUGCCCCAUGAUACAGGGCAAGUUAGUUUAUUUAAUGAAAACAACUAGUUAAAAGUGUACAUAAUAUUUACACAGACUGAAUAUGAUAAAGAUUAUUUAUAAGGAAAGUUAAGAAAAAAAUGUUUUUAAAAGAUGCAAUUUAGGUGACCUGAUCUACUUAAAAUAAUAACUUUGUAUUUGAUGAAAUGAGAUUUAUUAAAAAUAAAGUAAAUAUGUGUGAGUUGUUUGGUUGAAAAUACUUUUUAGUUGAAUAAGAAAUGUAUAUUUUGCGGAACUUUUACAUUUAUGUUUUUGUUAAUUUAUACAUAUUUACUUUGGUACUGUUAUAUGCAGUUUUAAAAACUUUAAAAUAUAGAAUCUCGUAAAAUUGCCUAAAUUUGUUAUCAUCAUACAGUGAAAUAUUUUGUUAGGUUGUAAGAUUAAGGUAUUAAUCAAAGCAUUUACAGACUGACUUGCAAGAUAUUGCUAAGUAUUGUAAUUGAGUUUGAACACUCAAUGUUUUUGAGUUGGUUUGUUUCCUUUAUACUGUUGUUCAAUCUUUAUGUUUCUUUACAAGGCAUUUUCUAUUAAAUAUUUGAAUUUUUGUUAUAUGGGGCAUUCCACAACAAAUCAGACACUUUUAAACUUAACCCUUUUGAUUUGAUAAAUUUUUUAUUUUAAAUGUACUUUUCAGAAAAAACAAACUAAAUAUUUAAAGUCAUAUUUAUUUAAUUUUUUUAGUAAAAAUAUGAAUUUUUUAAGUUGCUUUUUUUGAAAGAAAAUGUUUAUCAACUCUGCGUUUAUUGCCGCAAAUAUCAUAGUGGGCCAACUUUUCUUUCAUUUUUUUUUAGAAAAAUAAAAUAAAAAAACGAAUUUAAAUUUUUCUGAAAAGGGGUUGAUUUGGCGUGGAAUUUCCCGUUAACAAAAUUAAUGUAAUUUUAACUUUACUUAACCACUGAAUUAAUAUUAAUUAUGCAAUUUAAUUUAAUAUUAAUUAUGCUAUUUAAACAGUGCCUUGUUUAGUAAUAAUUAAAAAAUCAAAUAUAUCUUUUACCAGUAAAUAAUUUUUAAACCAGUCACUUUUUUUUAUGUUUAUACUUUCAAAAUUAAUCAUCAAUAUUUUUUAUAGCAACUUUUAAAGCACAUAUGUAGAUCUUGCUGGUAUACAGAGUGCACCAAGUAUCCUUCUAUAUACAGGUAUCUUUUUUGUAGAUCUACAAGGUCGGUUAAAUAAGACAAAAGUUGCGUAAUUACAAGUCUAUUAAAAUGGCAAUUAAAAACUUGAAAAAAGUUUCUCGAGUAAUUUAAAAAAAAAAACUAAAAACAUGUCAAAAUCAAAAACCGUUAUAACUUGGUUAUUCCAUGUAAACAUACAUUUAUCUACAUUUUUAUCCAAUUUUUAUUUUUUUUUUCACCUGCUAGAUUAUAAGAUACCACCACAUUUUGUUUUUCUUAUAAUUAUUGGUUAGAUGAAAAAAAAAUCAAGGAAUCCAAAAUGGUGAUGGUAACUCAAAAAAUUGCUUAGAAAUUGGAUAAAAAUGUAGUUUAAUAUGUUGUUAACAUGUAAAACUUUGUUUCAAAAUUCCCAGGAAUAACAAAGUUAUAAGGAUUUUUGGUUUUGAAAUGUUUUUAGUUUUUUUUUAAUAUUUUGAGAAUCUCUGGAUUUUUUCCAAUUUAUAAAUUUCAUGUUAAUAGGCUUGUAGUUAUUCAAAUUUUUUCUAACUUAACCGACCUUGUAACUUUUCAAAUAAAAAUAUAUAUAGUAUACACAUAAAAGGAUACUUGGUGCACGCUGUAUAUAAAUAUAUAUAUAUAUGGCGUAUGUUAUAUGAGCUAAAAAUAUAUUUGUACCGCUUAUUUUCCCAAAAAAAUCUAUUUUUUCAUAAAUAUAAGAAACCAGGCGUUUUUAUUAUUUAAUGUUUUUAAACCAAC